Messenger RNA from Morone saxatilis (striped sea-bass), 3323 nucleotides. RefSeq names its product ST6 (alpha-N-acetyl-neuraminyl-2,3-beta-galactosyl-1,3)-N-acetylgalactosaminide alpha-2,6-sialyltransferase 4 (gene st6galnac4). Gene Ontology annotation, molecular function: alpha-N-acetylgalactosaminide alpha-2,6-sialyltransferase activity. Bases 380 to 1243 code for a protein of 287 amino acids. The record is from RefSeq and is a predicted model, not a curated record. Gene Ontology annotation, biological process: ganglioside biosynthetic process; oligosaccharide metabolic process. Lineage: Eukaryota; Metazoa; Chordata; Actinopteri; Moronidae. The transcript is spliced from 5 exons.
AUGACACUUUUGUUGUGGAAAAAGUCGGACCGGAAGCUGGAUAGUAGGAGACAGUGCGCAUCCUGGAAAUCAUAAGUGGGCUACUCUGUCAACACACCGGGUAACAUAACAAUACAACAACUGAACAUAUUUCAUUUUAAACUAAAACAUGCUGUGGAUGAGACAAUAAGAGCGGAGCCGUCGUCCGUCCGUCUGUCUUGAGAGCACUCGCCAGAAUUGACCGAGGCCAGCAGUUAAAAUCUAUAAAUAUGAAUCCUGUUGAUCAGGGGCUCGUCCAUGGCUCGGCUCGUCUCUCUCGCCGCCUCUGCCUCACGUUAAGCGGCUGGUAAAAUGACUGCCGCCUGGCUCUCUGGAGCAGGGCUUUCCCAAAGGCCUUGACAUGAAAUCUCUGACGCUCCGCUGGCUUUGCCUGGUUAGCCUGAGCCUUCCUCUGUUGUUUUGGUUCGGACAUGUGAUCAGACGGGACGGGCCGUGGCCUGCUGUGCAGAGCACCGGCCUCAGGGGUUAUAUGAGGAUCACCCCGGGCAAGGUGGACCAGUUCCUGGACAUGCACUGCAGCCAGUGUGCCUUGGUCUCCAGCUCGGGUCAGAUGAUCGGCGCUGGCGUCGGAGAGGAGAUAGACAAGAUCGGAUGCGUGAUCCGGAUGAACAAUGCACCCACGCGGGGGUAUGAGAAAGACGUAGGGAACCGCACCACUGUUCGGGUUGUGUCUCACACCAGUGUUCCCCUGUUGGUGAAAAACGAGCUCUACUACUUCCAGAAAUCAGCAGACACCACGUAUGUGUUCUGGGGUCCCGAGAGGAACAUGAGGCAAGACGGGAAAGGACGCAUCUUCAAUACUCUCCUGAAAAUAGCGAAAAAGUAUCCGAAUGUGAGAAUCUACGCUGUGACCAGAGAGAAGAUUCAGUACUGUGACAGUGUGUUUCAGAAUGAAACUGGAAAAAACAGAAUGAAGACGGGGGCGUUUCUCAGUACAGGAUUCUUCACAAUGAUUCUGGCUAUAGACAUGUGUGACAGCAUCCAUGUUUACGGAAUGAUUGAUGACAACUACUGCAGUCGAGCCAAUCACAGUGUUGUUCCUUACCAUUACUACGAGAGGAACCGAAUCGACGAGUGCAGGAUGUACAGGGUCCACGAGCACACACAGCGCGGGGGUCAUCGCUUCAUCACUGAGAAGGCCAUCUAUGCCAGAUGGGCGACGCGGCACAAGAUGGUGUUUAAACACCCAACAUGGAGCCUCUAAAGGAGGAGACAGAGGGAGAUGUUCCUCGACCGUACAGUAGUAUUCACGUUUGCUGGCUUUUGGUCGUCUUUGCUGAAGAUUUUUAGUGUUACCUGAGCAGGAACUUUAUCAAGCACAUGGCAUUUUUACUGGUGGGCACUUCUUUUAUUCCACUUUUUUACCAACUCAACAGUUUUUCAAGUAGAAAAAGGGCCCAUUUGAUACUAGUGAAUAGUGGAUACAGUUAUCUGUAUCCACCAUAAACGUAAAAUAGUAGUUUGUUUCUAUGCUUAAGAUUAAAAAUUACCAGAAUUUAAGUGGUAACGCCCUCAGUAUUACGAAAUACGUCUGUAUUGUAUAGCCAUAUAUCAGUAUAGAUACUGAUGAAGAAUAUUAAGCCACUAAACUAGACACUAAAACCAGUUUAUACCAAAGCUUACAGUUUUUAAUUUCUUUAUAUCUGUGCCUUGACUUUGUUUUAUUCUGCACAAUGUUUUAUUUUAUGCUGCUAUCUGGCCUGUAGCUACAAUAUGCACCUUUUACUCUAUGAUACACAUAGUGUGUUUUCUAGGGCUGCAACUAACAAUUAUUUGUGAUUAAUCUGGUGUUUAUUUUCUCAGUUAAUCAGUUAAUUCUUUGGUCUACAAAUUGUCAAAAAUCCCAGUUUCUACGGAACUCAAGUUGACGUAUUUAAAUGACUUCUUUUGUUCAACCGUAAUAUAAAAAAUAAUAAUUAAAUUAAUAUUAAAAUAUUAUUAUUUAUAUUAUUCAGUUUAUGGAACCAGAGAAUUUCUGCCAUUUUUGUGUAAAGAAAAGAAAUUAUUGUCCUGCGGAGCGCCUAAUUGAUUAAUUGAAUCUUUUCAGCUCCAGUAUUGUUUUUCCUGCUCUCCUCCCUGUAAGUUGGUCAGUAUUUUGCCACAAAACAUGACGCUCUUCUCGGUGACAUGUCUGCCUUGAAGCAGAGUCAUGUUCAUAGCAAACCAUUGACAGUCUAGUUUAAAAAUCAAAGUCUUGUUUGAGGCACAUUUCAUUUGAUGAUCCUUUUUUUCUUUCCUCUGAUGUUUUUGUUGUGGCCUGUCUAUGGUGUGGCUUUGGGCGUCAACUCUAGCAGUUCUAGUUUACACCAGCAACAACAAAUGAACAAACUGGGUCAUACAGCUUCAGGCUGACACUUCAUGUCUUCAUAAACUACUUACUGCUAUUUUUGUAAAGUUUGAUAUUGCAUCUUUAUGCUGAAUACUUGCCCUGACUGCAGCCAUUUACAGUGUUUUAAAGCUUGUGGUGGUGGUAGUAGUAAGCUAAUCAUUUAACCAAUGUGUUAAUGUGAACAGUGUUCAGUUAUUGCCAUUGGGAGUGCCAUUUAACCCAAAGAGUGAUCGUUCAGUUUGCAGUUGUGUUGUGUUGUGUCAUGAGUAUACUGCACCAACCACAGAGCAGAGAAUAUUAAAAUGUAACAGCUGCAGUCCACUGAUAUGCAGCCCACAGUGUUAACAAACUCAGUAUUAAAUACAAUGUGAGUGAUAAGAGCAUACAAACAGCCUGUAGAUCUUUGUGGUUGGUGUGUGUUAUCUGUGUUCGAGGGGAGAGGGUAUAGAGAUCCACCAGGUUUCUUUAAAAUGCUGAUGGGAUAUUUGCACUGGUGCAGUUCCACCACUGAGUGUCACCCUCUGACAGAAAUCUGCAGAAUUUGUGGUUAAAGGCUAAGAAUAGGAUUCUUGGUUAACCUUGAAUAUAACAGGCCCGAUAUACCGUGCACACAACAUUUAUUACUUGUCUUCAGACAACUACUUGGUAAUUGUUUACCCUUUAUAUUUUGCUACCUGUUUACAAUUUAAAAAAAACAUAGUGCUGCCUUUUCAGUUGCAUAAUGCUUAUUUUGUGACUUAUUCCAAAGACCGUAAUAGUAUUUGCACUACUGAGCAAACUACUGUGUCAAAUAAUUUCACUGUCAAGUACAUUUCAGACAUGAAUCCUUGGAAUUAAAAUGUAUUAUUAUUGACUUUGAGUAGUCUACUUGCGUAGUGAAGUGAAACUUGAAUGUAAACCGCCGGUCGCCGCAGACGGGUGGGUCAACAUGAAUAAAACCUGCUGUCAAACACUG